Molecule: messenger RNA, 873 nt
Organism: Diaporthe batatas
Lineage: Eukaryota; Fungi; Ascomycota; Sordariomycetes; Diaporthales; Diaporthaceae
Exons: 3
Coding region: 1-873 (290 amino acids)
Source: RefSeq, a predicted model, not a curated record
AUGCAUUUAUACACUGCCCUCAUGGUCCUUGCGACCUUGUCAGCUCCUUCUGUGUCAGCUCCUGUCCAGCCACGCGCCAAUUUCGGCGCGCCCCCAGGAGGUGAUGUCUCUAUCCUCAAUUAUGCCUUAACACUAGAAUAUCUCGAGCGGAAGUUCUAUCAGCAAGGCCUGGCGAACUACACCGAGAAGGACUUUCACAAGGCAGGAUUCUCCCAUGAUUUCUACAAGAAUCUGAAAGAGAUCUACUUUGAUGAACAAACCCACGUGUCAUUUCUCGCGGGUGCUCUCGGGAAUGCAUCCAUCAAGGAGCCCACUUUUGCCUUUCCCAGUACGGAUGCCAAGUCCUUCGUGCAGCUUGCAUCGGUCCUCGAAGGCGUCGGCGUCUCUGCGUACCUCGGUGCUGCAGCAGCCAUCGCCGACAAGGCGUACCUGACCGCAGCCGGCUCAAUCCUAACGGUCGAGUCGCGCCAUUCGUCCUAUGUCCGAAAUGCCCUGGGCCAGGCACCCUUUCCCAAAUCGUUUGACACACCUCUGGACUUCAACGCCGUCUAUAGCCUCGCGGCUGGGUUUAUUACCGCCUUCGCCCCAGGGACGCCAGCGCUGCCGUUCAAGGCGUUCCCGCCUCUGACAGUUCAGCCGAGCAAGAAGGCUUAUGUUGCGGGCAAGUCGCCUGUGACUUUUACUAACGCAUAUGCCAAUGCGAUGCAGGCUGGAUUGGCGCAGGAAAAGACCCCCGUGUACGCCGUGUUCUACUCAGGGUUAGACACAUAUUAUGUUCCCGUAGCAGUCGAUUCGGGAGGCAAGGACGUAAUUAAAGCUGCCGACGAAAAUACGAUCUCUGGGGUUGGUGUUUUGGAAAUUGGUUCCAAGUAG